Mytilus trossulus (common blue mussel) is the source of this 2488-nucleotide messenger RNA. RefSeq lists its product as uncharacterized. Gene Ontology annotation, molecular function: ubiquitin protein ligase activity. Lineage: Eukaryota; Metazoa; Mollusca; Bivalvia; Mytilida; Mytilidae. Gene Ontology annotation, biological process: ubiquitin-dependent protein catabolic process; protein ubiquitination. Bases 179 to 1435 code for a protein of 418 amino acids. The record is from RefSeq and is a predicted model, not a curated record. The transcript has a single exon.
AGAAAUGGAAAAACUUUGCAAGUAUAAACAACAGAAAACUGCUCACUAUACUAAAAAGAAUGCAUAAACCAAUCCGAUCUCGAGAACAAACUGUCAAUAAAUGAAGGCACUUUCAAAUUAGUACAAAAUAAUGAAGUAAACAUAUUUAAACACCGAAUCCGUGACCUCAGGUUUGAAGAUGAGUAUAUUGGCAUACAUUCAAACUAUUUAUGAUUCCUUGGGAAGCUUUGCAUUGUAUGUUUAUACAUUUAUCAUUAAUUUAGUGGAAUUUAACUUCAAGGCUGUGACAGUUACUGUUGAAACUUUCAAAGAUAUUAUUACAACGACAGUGAACAUUUUUAAAGUUAUUAACAGCAUCCUCUCAAACGUCGUAUCCUCUGCAUUCGACUUUUUGGUAGAAAUUUUUGGACUCCUGCAUGCGCUAGUUUUAGUACUAUGGAAGUUUAUGGUUUUCCUUGGGUCUGUUCUGUACUCAAUAUAUCAAUGCAUUGAGAUUUUGAUGCACUUUAUUGCAAUUAAUGCAGUUUGGCUCUUCCGCUUAUGUACCAGUGGUGCAUUUAGUUUUAAAGAAAUCCUUAUAAAGAUAUAUAACUUAACGUCAUAUUAUGCAGUUAUAACCUUCAAUCAAAUAACUGCUGGAAUAUCUACGAUUGGAACAAGUGGCUCUGAAGGCAUGGUUACCUUAUUUAAAACAUUGAAAUGGUGUUUAUCAUCAUUAUGGUUGAACAUAGACAGUGGAAUGAUGGGGUUCGCUGAGGGUGUAAGAUAUGUCACUGAUUCGAUAUAUUACAGUAUGAUUGACUUGAUUUACCUGAAGAGAGAAACAUACAUAGGCCUUAUAUUUUGCCUUCUUGUGAUUUGGAUACUUGCCAAUGUGGUCAGAUCUUUAAAGCAACGUGGUAUGACCUUCCCUGGAAUUCAGGAAAACUUUGACGCUCAAUAUGCAAGAGUAAGACCUACUUUUGGAUUUGAUUUCUCAGACAAUGAUUCUGAUGAUUCUGAUGGACAAAAUGAAGAUGAAAGUGACAUCACAGUGGCAUCAUCUGAGGCCGACGAUGAAGAGGUGGAAGAGUAUGAGGUUGAUGACCUCACAACAGACGAUGAAGAGUUGUCAGACAGUGAUUCUAAUUCAUCAAUUGAUAUUCAGUUGCCUCCUGUAAAUAGUGCUAGUUAUAACUUACGUAGAUCAACCACUCCGUGUAAUGGAGGCGUACAUACAUCAGAAGAUUUCCAAAAAGAAAUUGAAAAGGAGAAGGAGAAACUGAAGUGUGUUGUGUGUCAGGACAAUGAUAAAUCUGUUUUAAUUUUACCAUGUAGACAUUUGUGUCUGUGUCUGAGUUGUGGAAAUACAAUUGCAAGAUUAAGAAAUGUUGAUCGGAGAGUAUGUCCUCUUUGUAGGGUGAGAAUUGUAACAAUUAUGAAUGUCUAUACAUAGUAUAGCAUGGUUUUCUUUUGUAUGCAGUUGCAUUUGUCAAUUAAUAUUGUUCACAUUCGUUAGUGAUUAUCAUUACAGCACAUAAUUAGAUCAAGAUAGAUUUUAAUAAUAAAGUAGCAUAUUUAUAUAACCAUCUAUGUUUAAUGUAUAAAACUUGUACAUGUUGUACAUGUAUGUAUCUGUGUACAUGUACAUGAUCAUGAUGAUGUACAUGUACAAAUGUAUGUAUAAGCACAUGAUUUGAUUUGAUUUGUAUAAGCACAUGACAUGUUUUGGUUGGUAUACUUUUUUGUAUGAAAUUUCACCAUAAUUAGUAAAUAAGACUUAGUAAACAUGACUAUGGUCAGUUUGAUUAUUAAAAACUGUGAAUGAAAGAACUGUUUUGAAUAUAUACAAUGUACAUGUGGCAAAAUUAAGUGCUUUUUUCCCCACUGAUCUCACAUGAAUAAAAUCGAUGGGUGUUUGCAAUUCAUAUGAUCAAAGUUCAUACCUUAGUACAAGGACCUACUGUAAGAGCAGAAAUUUUCGUGGAGGAUUUAAUUUCAUUUAUUUCGUGGAAAGAAUAUAUCCACGAAAUUAAAAAACCCACGAAAAUUUAACCUACAUAUAUAAUUAUAUCACUUCCAUUUACUGAAUUAAACAGAAAACCACGAAAUUAAAUCCCCCUGAAAUCUCAUAUAGAGACAAAACCACGAAAUUUUAACCCCACGAAAAUUAAUGUUUCUACAGUAUAUUGUUAAAGUAAUAUGUUUGGUUUAUUCUUUCAUUACUUUUAGUGUAUAUUCUUUAUAUUUUCUAUGCCAUAGUGUUCUAUUUAUAAUGUCCAUAAUCCCACUCAAUGCAUCAUUCAUUUCAUUGACUUUUACUUUUGUCUUUUUAUCAUAUUGCUGGUUCUUACAUCCUUCAAAUAACAUAGUCAUAUAAUAUAUAGCAGCUUAGCUAUUAUAAAUUAAAACGAUAUUAUAUUGGUUAGUUCUCAGGUGAAAUGCCUUUUUUGUCUCUCCUCAAUGAAGUUGGGGAGGAUAAACUAAUGUGUGCUGUUUCUGGUGGCAG